Molecule: messenger RNA, 1555 nt
Organism: Labrus mixtus (cuckoo wrasse)
Lineage: Eukaryota; Metazoa; Chordata; Actinopteri; Labriformes; Labridae
Product: neutral cholesterol ester hydrolase 1-like
Exons: 5
Coding region: 177-1397 (406 amino acids)
Cellular component (GO): membrane
Molecular function (GO): carboxylic ester hydrolase activity
Source: RefSeq, a predicted model, not a curated record
UUCCGUGUGUUGUUCGCUAUGAUAUAGACGUACAACCUGGAGCUCGGGAUUUAUUUUGAAAUCAAGGUCAAUCCUCUGUAUUUCGUUGAUCUCUGGCGGAGCUUCCAAUUCCCUUGGACCGGGGGAGGGUAAUAACCGUAUUACCGGUAGGCAUUAGGCAGGUACAGUCUGCCGCCAUGAGGCUCCGUUUGGCCGGAGCCGUGCUGCUGUCGGCGGCUGCUUACUACGUCUACUUGCCGCUUCCGACAGGAGUGUGCGAGCCGUGGAAGCUGAUGCUGCUGGACGCGCUGUUCCGGAGCUUCAUGAAGGCGAGUGACGUGGCUCACGCUCUCGGUGUGUGUCACCGGCUCCACCUGUUGAACCAGGUGGUGUCGUGGCUGGAGGUGAUCGAGGCUCGGUCCAGCCCGGUCUUAUACGUGACAGACUCCACCCUGGGCGGCAUCCCCGCCCGCGUCUUCCAGCCCAAGGGAGGGAAGCGGCUGAAAAGAGGGAUCAUAUAUUUCCAUGGGGGAGGAUGGGCCCUCGGCAGCGGACGGAUGCGAUCGUACGACCUUCUUUGUCGGAAAAUGGCCGAGGACCUGGACUCUGUCGUCAUGUCUGUUGAUUACCGUCUAGCUCCAGAAGCGGUAUUCCCGGAUCAGUACCACGAUGCGUUGGGGGCGGCGCGGGCCUUCCUGUCCUCUCAGGUUCUGGAGCGUUACGGCAUCGACCCGCAGAGAGUGUGUGUGUCGGGAGACAGCGCGGGGGGGAACCUGGCUGCAGCUGUGGCACAGGAGCUCAGCUCAGACGACACUGUCUCUGUGAAGUUUAAGGCUCAGGCGUUGAUUUACCCCGUGCUGCAAGCGCUCGACUUCUACACCCCGUCCUACCAGCAGAACCAGGCUGUGCCCAUCCUCUACAGGCACUACAUGGCUCGCUUCUGGCUGGAGUACCUUGGUGCUGACCGCUCCCUGGAGGGCCUCCUGCUCGCCAACAACCACAGCUCCCUGGACCAGCCGGCUAUCGGCGCCAGCGCCCGCUCCAAACUGGACUGGACCGCUUUGCUCCCGCCUGAUCGCAGGAAACACUUUAGACCUGUUUUAAAAGAAACAGGGACGCUGGGGGUGAUGGGUGUCGUACCAGGGCUGAUGGACGUGAGGGCGGCGCCGUUGCUGGCGGAGCAAGAGGUUCUGGGUAGAACACCUAAAGCGUACGUGAUGACCUGUGAGUUUGACGUGCUAAGAGAUGACGGGUUGAUGUACGUGAGGCGUCUGCAGGACGCUGGCGUCUCGGUGACCAACGAUCACUACGAGGAUGGCUUUCACGGCUGCAUGGUUUUCGCUUUCCUGCCGAUGAUGUCUGGCGUCGGACAGAGGAGCAUGGACAACUACAUACGCUGGCUGGACCAGAAUCUGUAGCCAAUCAGAGCACCGCAGAUCCUCCGCAGUCUGCUAGAAGAGUGUGUGCGGCACCAAAGACGUCCCGAAGGAGAAAGUAGUCUGGUCCUUCAGAGAGCUCCUCAUUGGAUCUGUAGAGAGGAGAAGAGUCUUUGUUUUCACAAAUCAAACACGUGGGG